Culex pipiens pallens (northern house mosquito) is the source of this 2297-nucleotide messenger RNA. RefSeq names its product E3 ubiquitin-protein ligase NRDP1 (gene elgi). Gene Ontology annotation, biological process: tumor necrosis factor-mediated signaling pathway; protein K63-linked ubiquitination; regulation of canonical NF-kappaB signal transduction. The record is from RefSeq and is a predicted model, not a curated record. Gene Ontology annotation, cellular component: plasma membrane signaling receptor complex. Gene Ontology annotation, molecular function: ubiquitin protein ligase activity; metal ion binding. Lineage: Eukaryota; Metazoa; Arthropoda; Insecta; Diptera; Culicidae. The coding region runs from base 434 to 1381 and encodes 315 amino acids. The transcript has 5 exons.
GUGUGUCGAAAUGAGCAAGUUUUGAUGGCCGCUGGUGGUGGCUGGCCGCUGCGUGCAGUUUCUCGUAUCCGUGUCCGUGUGUCCCCGAGGGAACCCCGAUUCGGGUUGCGUCGAAAACGGCGUGAAAAGAUUUCACGAGCGUUUAGUUAAUAUUCGCUACUGCUGCUACUGCGGUGCUAGUGUGUCGCGUGCAUCAUCUCCAACUCCAACUUGAGCAAGUCAACGCGAUAAGCCCCGAAGAGAGCGGAGUGUGUGUAAUAAAUUAAAAUUAAAAAAAAACCAAAAGGAAACGGUGACCCCCGAUCCCGGGGCCGUUUGAGAAGAGUGUUCAAAGCUCGACAAAAAGAACUGGUGAAAAGCAUAAAACGCGAUCGACCGGAAAGAAGAGCAGUGACGGUCACCACCGGAGGUGGUGAUUCCCCACCCAGGGAAGAUGGGUUACGAUCUGACGCGCUUCCAGGGUGACGUGGACGAGGAGCUGAUCUGUCCGAUCUGCUCCGGAGUGCUCGAGGAGCCACUGCAGGCGGUAGCAUGUGAGCACGCGUUCUGUCGAGCCUGCAUCACAGAGUGGCUAUCGCGGCAGCCGACCUGCCCGGUGGACCGGAAUCCCAUCACCAACAGUAAUCUCCGAGCGGUGCCAAGAAUUCUGCGCAAUCUCCUGUCGCGACUCAACAUUAGCUGCGAGAAUGCCAUGUACGGGUGUACGCUGGUGCUCAAGCUGGACACGUUGGCCACCCACAUCGAAGAGUGCGAACACAACCCGAAGCGGCCACUGCCGUGCGAGAAGGGCUGCGGCUUCGUGAUUCCGAAGGACGAGUACAAGGACCACAACUGCUUCCGGGAGCUGCGUUCGCUGGUGCACAACCAGCAGCAGAAGAUGAGCGAGCUGAAGAACGAAAUCAACGAUCAAAACCUGGUGAUAAACGAGCUGAAGCGGGAACUGAACCUGGUGAAGGAUUUUAUGAGGGCGAUGCGCGUGUCGAAUCCCGCGAUGCGAGCUAUCGCCGAUCAGAUGGAGCGGGACGAAGUGACCAGAUGGAGCAAUGGACUGGCGAGGGCACGAGUCACUCGGUGGGGUGGAAUGAUCUCAACUCCCGAUGACGCGCUGCAGCUGAUGAUCAAACGAGCACUCUCCGAAUCCGGCUGCCCGCCUCACAUUCUCGACGACCUGAUGGAGAACUGCCACGAGCGGCGGUGGCCCCGCGGUCUGAGCUCACUAGAAACCCGCCAAAAUAAUCGCCGGAUAUACGAGAACUACGUCUGCCGGCGAAUUCCAGGAAAACAAGCCGUACUGGUGUUACACUGCGACAACACGCACAUGUCCGAGGACGUUAUGGUCGAGCCGGGGCUGGUCAUGAUAUUUGCUCAUGGAAUAGAAUAAUUACGUACUACAACUGCACCACAAACAAACGCCACUCCAAUUGCUACUAAUCCUGAAGCUCACUAAGCUCUAUACGUUCGAAUCGAGAAAAAAAAAAUCACACCUUGAAGGCGCAUUUAUCAAGGCUGACAAAAUCAGGAUCCGUUUGCCACCACCACCACCGCCGUAGCCAGUUUGUGACCACACGAUGGGUGCCAUUUUGAGAAGCACAAUAAAACUGUUUGACGAAAUUUUAUGCACAAUAGUGUGAGAACUAACAAGAGCGAGGACUGAGUGCCGGAAUAUCAGCGCGGGAAAAAAGAAACUCUUGCCAAUAUCUACACCUUAAAACACAAAACAGAAACAUUGAUACACUUUUAUGAGGAACCACAAAGAAUAGACGUACGUUUGUUUUCGCUGCAAUCUUCGCCGUAGCCUUCAAAAAGUUUCUUUCUUAAAUACACCUACUUUCUCCUGAUAGUCUAACUCGAAUCAUAUCAGACAAACAACACAAAAAUUGUGUAAAAAAAAUAUGUCGAAUGUAAUGGAUUUGUACAUGAUCUCUGGAUUUGGAUUUGGAAUCCCUAUCGCUGCUGUGUUUAUUUUUUUUGGGUUUGGCUUUUCUCUCAUCGUGGGAUGGAAAAAAAAUCGUCGACGUGGAAAAGCAGAGCAAACCUUUUUUUUUUUGCUAGUGAUGAUUGCGAAGCUAUGAUUUACUUUUUUUUGUUUUUUGUUAGGACACAAGUCGGCUGAAAUUGGGCAAUCGGGAAGAGGAAAGAUCUGUGCUUACCAAGGACGAUCGGAAAAAUCGUGAGGGCGACAGGACAAUUUCAGCUGAUCUUUAUAAAUUGAAUAGGAAACGUUGCAUUGAUAAUUUUAAUUUAGAACUAGCUACUGUGCUUAUGUAUUCUAAGAAGGAUAAAUAAAGAAAAUUAAU